AUGGGAGAAAUGAGGAAGGGAAAAGACAAGAAAAGUGAGCAUGUGUGUAAGAUCCCUGCAGAUGACAGUGAGAGAAAGAAGCAGCUGCCAGACAGGGAGGCAGAACAAAACAAGCUGGCCUACAGUGUGACUGAGGUGCCCCCCUGGUACCUCUGCAUCAUCCUUGGGACUCAGCACUAUUUGACAGCAUUUGGGGGGAUCAUUGCCAUUCCCCUGAUUUUGUCGAAGGAGUUGUGUCUGGAGCAUGACACCCUCACCCAGAGCCACCUGAUCAGCACCAUCUUCUUUGUGUCAGGGCUCUGCACUCUGCUCCAGGUCACAUUCGGGGUGAGGUUACCGAUCCUCCAAGGCGGGACCUUCACCUUCCUGGCCCCCUCCCUCGCCUUGCUGUCAAUGCCUCAGUGGAAGUGCCCAGCCUGGGCUCAAAAUGCCAACCUUGUCAACACCAGCUCUCCUGAGUACAUUGAAGUGUGGCAGUCCAGGAUUCGAGAGCUCCAGGGAUCCAUCAUGGUCGCAUCCUGUUUCCAGAUCUUUGUGGGAUUCUCUGGUCUCAUUGGUCUCUUUAUGAAGUUUAUUGGGCCUCUCACGAUCGCGCCGACUAUUUCCCUCAUCGGAUUGUCCCUGUUUGACUCAUCGGGGAACGAUGCGGGCAAACACUGGGGGAUCUCCGCCUUGACUGUCAGUAUCAUUGUGUUGUGCUCGCAGUACCUCCGACAUAUUCCUGUACCAAUGCCUGCUUACAACAAAACUAAGAAGUUUCAUUCUACCAAGAUUUAUGUCUUUCAGAUUCUACCGGUUCUGGCGGGAAUGACUGUGUCCUGGCUGAUCUGUUACAUCCUCACAGAGUACAGGGUCCUGCCAUCGGACCCAAAGGCAUACGGCUACUGGGCACGGACUGACCUGAAAGCGGAUGUGUUGCGCCAAGCACCCUGGUUCCGCUUCCCAUACCCAGGUCAGUGGGGUAUGCCAACAGUCAGCCCUGCGGGGGUGUUUGGGAUUCUGGCGGGGGUGAUUUCCUCCAUGAUAGAGUCUGUCGGUGACUACCAUGCCUGUGCUCGUCUCUCGGGUGCUCCUCCCCCACCCAAACAUGCAAUCAAUCGUGGAGUGGGCAUCGAAGGAAUUGGCUGUCUGAUGGCAGGAGCAUGGGGCACAGGCAAUGGGACCACCUCCUACAGUGAAAACGUGGGAGCGCUGGGCAUCACCAAGGUGGGCAGUCGGAUGGUGAUUGUUAUCAGUGGCUUCCUGAUGAUUUUAAUGGGAAUGUUUGGGAAAGUUGCGGCUAUUUUCACUACAAUCCCAACACCUGUCAUAGGGGGUAUGUUCUUUGUCAUGUUUGGAGUUAUAACUGCUGCUGGAAUUUCAAACCUACAGUAUACUGAUAUGAACUCAUCCCGGAAUAUCUUUAUAUUUGGAUUCUCCAUGUUCACUGGGCUGGCUAUUCCCAACUGGGUAUUUAAGCACCCUGAAGCCAUUGUGACAGGUGUGACAGAGCUGGAUCAGGUGCUUCGGGUUCUGUUGACGACCAAUAUGUUUGUGGGCGGCUUCUUUGGCUUCAUCCUGGAUAACACUAUUCCAGGGUCAAGGAAGGAGCGUGGCAUCCUUGCCUGGAAGGAGGGGCACCAGCAGUCUGGUGAGACUCUGGGGAGCGAGGAGGUGUACAGCCUGCCCUUCGGGAUUGGGUCGCUCAUCUGCACUGCAUCCUGGGUUCAGUAUAUACCCUUCUGUCCCAAACCAGCUGGGACGGGCAGUGGCAAUAUUGGAAACAACGAGGACACAAUCAUAGAGAACACUGGCCAGGCACUACCAAAGAGAGAUACUCGACUAUAGUCGCUGUAUCUCUUUAACAUGAAAACCAUUAGCAAGUAUUUAUGAAUAGAAAAUAUUUAACAGCUAACUAGGCAGGGUGUUGGAUUUGUUUGACAGGUCAGUAUCUCUCAGCUAUUUAAGAAAAUGCACCAUCCCUGGUGUAUGAAACUGCCCGCAAUAAUGAUUUAUUGUCCAAUAUGCCUUAGGAACUCCGAAAAUUCCAACUUGCAGAACUUUGGCACACCCAGUGGAAAAUUAUAAAAUUGCAAUAUCUCUGGAACUUAACUUUUACUGAAAUAGAUCACUUUUUCAACUUUUAACAACUUGAAUUGAAUCUUGCAGAGAAAAAAAUAACCUUAUAUUCUAAAAAUAUGUGUCAAAUUACUACUACAUUUCAGUUUCUAGAAAAAAUAAAUUAUGUAACAUAAAUACAUGAUAAUUUACCACAAUAAAGAUGAGGACAGUGAGAAAUGACUCUGUUCCCGGCCAUUUCAUAUACCUGGGAGUGUUUCCAAAAAUGCCAAUAUUAUUCAGAGCAAAUCAUGAUACAACAUUACUAAACAGGUUGACUGUAGACUUCAGUUUAUCCAGUGAACAGCUUCCCUCAGGAAUGAGUUUCAGUUUGCAAAUCAAGAACCUUUAUCCAUGUUCAAACUCCAUCAUCCACUAAACUCCGAUCAGCAGUAAUGUAUUUCUCAGGAUUAGGCAGAUCAGGUGUCCACUACAGUUACGUGCCUGCCAGCUCUAUUAUUUUCUGUGCAGUGGUCCUAUAUGUUUAAUUUCAUUGUGUAAAUUAACUGUUAUUUUACCCCUGGAAAGCUGAUUUAGUAGAGGCGGCAUAUAUACAUAGUGUAUUUAACACCUUUUUUUCCAUAUGUCUGGAGACCGGCUAAUCAAAUUGUUGUGAAACUUGGAAUUAACAUUUUGUAGCACAGGUUUUUGAGAGUAUCAGAUUCUGGGGAUAAAGAGUUGCUCUUUGUAUGUACAUCAUCUGUAUUUCACCCUUGCAUUUUAGCAUAUGUGUUG
Molecule: messenger RNA, 2832 nt
Organism: Polyodon spathula (Mississippi paddlefish)
Lineage: Eukaryota; Metazoa; Chordata; Actinopteri; Acipenseriformes; Polyodontidae
Product: solute carrier family 23 member 1-like
Exons: 12
Coding region: 1-1827 (608 amino acids)
Biological process (GO): transmembrane transport
Cellular component (GO): membrane
Molecular function (GO): transmembrane transporter activity
Source: RefSeq, a predicted model, not a curated record